CGUGACAUUAGUUCUAUGAGGACGGCAAACAUGGAAGUAUCUACGGCAUUGCUUCUAAUAUUGGUUUGUGCCAUUCAAUCCAACUUGGGAAUUACUUCCCCAAAAAGUAUCUUUGAAGACUAUUUUGCAUUUAAACUAAGUCGAGACCCUCUCAGUGCAAGUUACAUGGGUUUUCAUGAAUACGACAGCCUAACGCCAAACAACUCGGUAGCAUUCCUGAAGAACGUUGUUAGAUCCAAAUGCCAAGACUUCCAUGACCAAGCCAACAACCUUUCUCGAGCUGAAGACAUCUAUGUGUGCGAACUGGACCGUCUCUAUCUGGAUCUGAUUGAGUACGAGACAGAAAUCUGCAUGAGAGGAAUCGAUCUCGAGGGAUACGUUUUUCCUGCAAUAACCGUCUUCAAUGGCAUCCAAAGCACUAUCAAUUACGAACCUUCAGCUUAUGAGUUCAAUACGGUGGAAGACUUACAAAAUCCUUUAAAGAGAAUCAAAGCCUUACCCCAAAGGAUCAACGACAUCAUUGAGGCUUUGGAGGUUGGAAUCACCAGAAAUAAAACCUAUGCUAAGGAUUCCCUUGAUAGGAUCAAAGAACAAUUUGAAGCCCUCUACGUCAAUGAUGCAACUAAGUCCAUAUUCUAUGAAGUCUUUAACCAACUCCCCACCCAAUUUGGCGAAGAGGUCGUCACCAAACUUCAAGAAGAGGCAAAAGUGGUCAUUUCCGAGCAAGUCAUUCCCGCUUAUAAGAAAUUGGAUGACUUUAUUCAAUCUCGCUACUACAAUUAUCUACGACCCUCCAUUGCAGUCUCGUCCAUCAAUAAUGGAGUAGAAUUUUAUCAGGAAGCCUUGGAUUUCCACUUCUCCCUAGAUUCAGUAACUCCACAGGAAGUUCACGAUCUAGGUAAAAGAGAAGUGGCACUCUUAAGAGCUAAAGUCGAGGACAUCCUUGAGGAAAACAAUGUGACCGUUCCAAUCUCUGAACUUGCAGCCUUUAUCAGAGCACAACCGGGACAGACCUUCGAAGAUCAGCAAGGCAUUCUAGACUUUAUGGAGGGGUUGAUCACCUCAGUUAACAAAAAGCUUCCGGAUUUGUUUUUUGAGAGCAUCACAUCCCCCGAAUCUCUCAAUGUCAAUGUUGAACCUAUGCCGGAAAAUGUGGACGGGUUUGCUUAUUUUGUACGUGGUUCCAAAGACGGGAAACGGACUGCCAAAUACGUGGUGAACCUGAAGAACCCGGCCGACUUGCCGAAAUUCUUACUGACGACCCUAACACUACACGAGGCUAAUCCGGGUCAUAGUAUGCAAUCUAGUUUUCGAAUGAUCUACUCUUUGCCAGACUUUUUGGCCAAUUUGAUCACAUUUCCUCACUCAAUGGGAGCAUAUGGAUUUCCAGGCUAUACGUCCCACAAGGAGGGUUGGGGUCUGUAUUCGGAAUUUCUUGGCGUUGAAUUGGGCAUGUAUGAAGACUACAGAGACCUGCUUGGAUACUAUUCUGGUGAGCUUCUGAGAGCGUCACGCCUGGUUGUUGACACCGGGAUUCAUGUUUUGGGAUGGACCAAGGAUGAAGCCUUGGGGUACAUGCUAGAGAACACCAUGUUUUCGCGACCAAUCUUAGAAAGCCAAAUCAGACAAUACAUCACUAAUCCUGGACAGGCCACUUCCUACAAGGCGGGCGAAAAGGUCAUUCAAAUAAUGAAGGCGAAAUUUUCGAAGAAAUUUGGCUCGAGGUUUAGUUUGAAAAAGUUUCAUCAUUCCGUGCUGGCUUGUCAAGUUCCAAUGAAAUUUUUAGAAAGGUGCCUGAGCUUGUACAUGCCAAAUCCAGAAAAGGAAAAUUCAAAGGUUUCACUAAUUUAGAUAUGAGUGUACAACAAUGAUUCCUGCUCGCAUUUGGGAAUCAGCGAAAACAGAGACUUUCAUUGUCGAAUUUUGAUUUAGAGACCUUGGAUGGACCAAUGAAUCCGAGUAUAACACAGUAGCUCGUUGCCCAAUGGGCUACAAUGAUUUUCCCUUAUUUUAGCUUGCAACUCUUUCGCAUCAUGAUCAGUGCUGAAUCCUUGUUUUGGACAAAAUAAACCAUGGUUCUACAAAAAAAUACUACACGGAGUCCUCGAUCAAAUUGUUUAAAACUCUAACGGAUAUUCAAAGGUUCUAUUUCUAUUUUCUUUUCUUCAGA
This is a messenger RNA of Tigriopus californicus, 2170 nucleotides long. RefSeq lists its product as uncharacterized. Bases 16 to 1851 code for a protein of 611 amino acids. The record is from RefSeq and is a predicted model, not a curated record. Lineage: Eukaryota; Metazoa; Arthropoda; Copepoda; Harpacticoida; Harpacticidae. The transcript has a single exon.